AUGUCUCUAGAAAAGUCCCGGAGGACGAGACGGGAAAUUGCCGGGUGGAUGCACGGAGUACAGAGGAAAAUACGACCGGCACAGCAGAUGGGCAUGGGUGUAGAGGAUUGGGGAUGUGAGAUCGGAAGCGCCUUAGAUGUCGAGAAACCAGGGACAAAGACAACGCGUGAACACGGUAAACGCCAUGUGGAUCUCGUUAGUCGGUGGAAAAUUGGCCGUAAAGUAGAAAUUUCCACUACAGGUUGA
Cinara cedri is the source of this 246-nucleotide messenger RNA. NCBI's taxonomy places the organism in Eukaryota, Metazoa, Arthropoda, Insecta, Hemiptera, Aphididae. The record is from the annotation of a GenBank genome assembly.